AUCUAGCCCCUGGGAGGGGGAGGGGGCGGGGGCAGCGGGACUCCUGCACGCGGCUUUCAGGGUCCUCAAGUCCCCUCCGACGACGUCCUUAGCUUCUGGGCGAGGUCCCUGUCCCUGACCUCGUGGGCCCAGCACACACCCACCUCCAUGCAGUACUGCCCACUAACCCGAGGAUCGCCCGCCCUCCCUGGCCUCCUGGGAGAUCUACUCCUGCCUGAGCCCAGCCCCUGCCCGCACAGCUGCCUCACCUCCCUGUCCUCCAACGCUGUGCCCUCACUCUGCUCCCCCUGGCACUCGCAGCAUGGCCGAGGGAAGCUACAGCGUGCAGUCGGGGAGCUACGCUGUUGAAGACAUGGAGGAAGGCAGAGGCGAGGCGGGCAGGGAGGAAGAGAUGGUGGAAGGAAACGACUACGAAGAAUUUGGUGCUUUUGGCGGCUAUGGCGCCCUCACCAGCUUUGACAUCCACCUGCUCAGAGCCUUCGGCAGCCUGGGGUCGGGCCUUCGCAUCUUAUCGAACGAGCCCUGGGAACUGGAAAACCCUGUGCUGGCCCAGACCCUGGUGGAGGCUUUGCAGCUGGACCCGGACACACUGGCCAAUGAGACGGCCGCCCGUGCUGCCAACGUAGCCCGCUCUGCCGCCUCCAACCGAGCCGCUCGGGCUGCUGCCGCUGCCGCCCGCAGGUCCUUCAACCAGGUGAUGGGGAACCACCGGCAGCCCACACCGCAGGCCUCGGGACGUGUGAGCCAGCCCGUGCCGGACGCCAGGGCCCCGGGGGCCGCCCCGGAAACACCUCCUGCUUCUCCGCAGAUCUUUCCAAGCACCUGGAACGAGGAACAUGAGAGCAGGCGAGGAGGAAGAGGAGAGCCCUGUGGCCGGUCCCACAGACCUGGAGAGCGUCACAAGCCGCCCCUGCCGGCGCGGGCUCAGGUGGCCCCUCGGCCCCCGAUGGCCGCCACGUCUCAGAUCCCGUCCAGGCACGUCCUGUGCUUGCCCCCGCGCAACGUGACCCUUCUUCAGGAGAGGGCAAACAAGUUGGUGAAAUACCUGAUGAUCAAGGACUACAAGAAGAUCCCCAUCAAGCGCUCAGACAUGAUGAAGGACGUCAUCCGAGAAUAUGACGAGCACUUCCCCGAGAUCAUCGAGCGAGCCACCUACACUCUGGAGAAGAAGUUUGGGAUCCACUUGAAGGAAAUCGACAAGGAGGAGCACCUGUACAUCCUCAUAUGCACGCGGGACUCUUCAGCUCGCCUCCUGGGAAAGACCAAGGACACCCCCAGGCUGAGUCUGCUCUUGGUGAUCCUGGGCGUCAUCUUCAUGAACGGCAACCGCGCCAGCGAGGCUGUUCUCUGGGAGGCGCUCCGCAAGAUGGGACUGCGCCCCGGGUACGAUUGGCCUCUCGGCUCCUGCCCCCCUGUGCUGAAUUCCUCCAGAAGAGAUCCUGGGAUUGCAAUACCUGGUGGUCUGGUGUUUGCACCUGGGGGCUUUCCAGGGUUCGGUCUGUCUGCACAGAAAAACCUGGUGGGGUAG
Messenger RNA from Oryctolagus cuniculus (rabbit), 1528 nucleotides. The record is from RefSeq and is a predicted model, not a curated record. Lineage: Eukaryota; Metazoa; Chordata; Mammalia; Lagomorpha; Leporidae.